AUGGCCGAAAAGCCUCGUCUUUCGGUACAAUCAGAGAAAGUCUUGUCCUAUGCGAUCAACCCUCACCUCCUCGCCUAUUGCCCGCGGACAGAUCUACUUGCGGUUGUCACCCAGGAUGAAGUGAUCGAGAUUUAUCGCAUUGGUGGUCAACGUGCUUUCGUUGUCAAAAGAAAGAGCCCAUCUACAACUAUCGUCGGCCUCGAAUGGAUACGUGAUGGUAAAUGCCUGGCUGUCGCUCUCAAUACCGGUUAUGUGGACAUUGUUUCCGGAGAAACUGGCAAAGUCAUCAGACAUGGCGGUGAUGAUCCUUUCAGCAUCGAUGCCGCAAAUCCCAAGUCCAAGACGACUCGCGGCGAAAUCACUUGUCUAGGCUGGGGGACAGUACUGACACGAGAGACGGCCAACACGAGGAAAUCAUCAAAAUCUGGAUUAGAUCAGUCCAUGAUUGAUGGCCUCUGGACUCGCCUCGGAUUGAAGCAUGAAGAUAGGCCGCAAACAGACGAUGGGGACGAUGACCUGGAAGCGCAAGGGCAAGAAGCAUUGCUAAAAGAUUUACCUCGACAAUUAGCAUACCUCGAUGUUGAGUCUGUAUUACCUCGACUCAGCCCCAUUCCUACUCGGCAUACUGCAAGCGGCCGAUACGACAUGUUCUCCACGCAAGCUGCUCUAGACGACUACUUUGAUUCGAUGCAAAGAAAGGAUCGCCUUGCAGCAGAUGUCAUGUUUGUGGGCCACGCAGGUGGCAGAAAUAGAGUCACGGUCGACGACAUUCUCGAGAUCAAGUAUACACCAGACUACCCAGGUGCUGAUAUAAUGUGGCCUAUGGAAGAGGAAGAGGAAACACCGCAUGCUCUCGUGCCUCUAUCAUACACAUCUCAUCCUCGAUCAAAGCUUCAUGCUUUGUUACGAGCAGAGCCUGAUGAUAUACUCUCUGAUGUCUCCCAGCCCGGCCACAAGAACCUCCAGCUGAGUCUGUUUGAUAUUCCGCUCAUGUCAUCUGGCGGAUCACAUCUGCAUCUGAUUGUCUCACAGACAGCACAGCUUCGCGAUCUGUGUGGUUACAUCUCGUGCAGCAUUGUAUCGGCCAAAAGCGACUGGACUACACAUACCAAUCUGCCCUCGAGAUUUAUGGAGAUGAUCAACGAGACACUGGAGGAGAAGGGCGAGGGUGUUCUGGAAGACAAUCUGUACCACCUCGCUAUGACUGGGAACUUUACACCAACGAUUCUGGAAUGGCUGCGCGAUGAAUUGGCAGAGCGUGGUCAUAAGAGAUGGGAUCACGCAAUGACGACAUUAUACACAGAACUCUCCAAGAUCUUGCACACUAACCUCCUACCUGUCCUCGAACGCAGUGCUGUUGUCGCGACAAAUCUUCGAGGCCUGGCCCGCUACUACUCGGACACACCUCACUUCAACGUACCACCAGAAGUUUUCACCUCUAUCCUUGCAACUCUAUCAUCCCUUCAGCUUCUUGUUCACGAAACAGUGCAGAUACUUGGAAGAGAGCAAAGACAAUUCCGUGCUUUCUCCAAAUGGCUGCGACACCAAAUUGAUCUCGCAGCUGCCGAUCCAGACUCGUUGAGCGCCAAAGAUAUGGCCGAGCGCGAGACACCACAACUGGAUAUCUCAAACACAUUAGCAUAUCUCGAAGGUGGAUUGACCAAGAGCCGCUUGAAGGCAAUCGUCUUCUCCACUCCUGAAAUCGAGGCUUCCCAGCAGCCAACAACCAAAGAUCUUAUCAGCUGCAUCCACUCAGCCAGAACCGGUCAAACCGACGCCGAAAGCGAGAAACUACUUUCGUUACACUUAUGGAGUUCCCACCUCACCCACGUCUGUAAAUCCGCCCAUCAACACAUCACUCUCUGGCAACAAAGCUCAAAACCACAAACCCUGGACAUACCCUGCAGAACCACCGCCACUUCCUCCGUCCAAUCUCACCUAGACGUCCGUAUGCUAGAAGCCUCACCCCAGCAUUUCGAAACAUUCGUCCUAGGUGUGCCGAGUAAGGCUACCUACGACGAUGAUGAAAUCGUGGAAAUCGCACUAUGGCACCAUCAUAUAGGUCCCGCAGGCCUAUCCGGCGAAACAGGAACCGGAUGGAGAAGAAUCGGCCUCCCAGCUUCUUCUUCCUCACCAUCAUCUCAAAUCACAGCUCUAAAAUUCCUAGAUGAUGAAACAUUUCUCUGCCUCUUCACCUACGAAGAUUUCCACUACUUGCUCUGUAUACCUUAUCGAUCUCAAACCGAGGACUUUAGAUUCGAAUGGAGGAGUAUGGAAGAGAUGGAAGAGAAGGGGUUGGUGGCGAAGAGGUUUGAAAAGGGGUGGGUGCCUGGUUGGGUUGUUGCUAAUGGAAGGACGGGGAGGAGGAAUUGUGUUGUUGUUGAGAAGGGGAGAAAGGCUUGGAAGACGUUUGAUCUUGAGGGGUUUAGGAUGGGGUUGGGAAGGGAGGACGAUGAGGAGGAGGAGGAGGAUAUGAUGUUUGGUUGA
Aureobasidium pullulans EXF-150 is the source of this 2487-nucleotide messenger RNA. RefSeq lists its product as uncharacterized. Gene Ontology annotation, cellular component: anaphase-promoting complex; nuclear periphery. The transcript has 2 exons. NCBI's taxonomy places the organism in Eukaryota, Fungi, Ascomycota, Dothideomycetes, Dothideales, Saccotheciaceae. The record is from RefSeq and is a predicted model, not a curated record. The coding region runs from base 1 to 2487 and encodes 828 amino acids. Gene Ontology annotation, biological process: positive regulation of mitotic metaphase/anaphase transition; anaphase-promoting complex-dependent catabolic process; protein K11-linked ubiquitination. Gene Ontology annotation, molecular function: protein binding.